Rangifer tarandus platyrhynchus (Svalbard reindeer) is the source of this 540-nucleotide messenger RNA. The record is from the annotation of a GenBank genome assembly. Lineage: Eukaryota; Metazoa; Chordata; Mammalia; Artiodactyla; Cervidae.
AUGGGGGCUGUCCGCAGCCUGGGGUGUCACAGGACCACAAGCCUCCGAGGUACAAUGUCUGUUCCAGGAUCCUACCAGGCGGCCGCUGGGCCCUCCGCGGUGCCGACCGCACCCCCAUCCUAUGAAGAGACGGUGGCCGUCAACAGUUACUACCCCACACCUCCAGCACCCAUGCCUGGGCCGAACACGGGGCUCAUGACGGGCCCAGAUGGGAAGGGAAUGAACCCACCUGCCUACUAUACCCAGCCAGUGCCUGUCCCCAAUGCCAAUGCAAUUGCCGUGCAGACAGUCUACGUGCAGCAGCCCAUCUCCUUUUACGACCGCCCGGUCCAGAUGUGCUGUCCUUCCUGCAACAAGAUGAUUGUGACGCAGCUGUCAUAUAAUGCGGGCGCCCUCACCUGGCUCUCCUGUGGGAGCCUGUGCCUGCUGGGGUGCAUCGCGGGCUGCUGCUUCAUCCCUUUCUGUGUGGACGCCCUGCAGGACGUGGACCACCACUGUCCCAACUGCAAAGCUCUCCUGGGCACCUACAAGCGUUUGUAG